AUGGCAAUUCCAAAACCAAACCACUCUUUAGCCAUCCUUGUAAUUCUCCUUGCGGUUUCUGGUACAUCUAGCCAACGUCAAUGUAACCCGGCCUGCAAAGCUAAAGAACCUUUCAGUUGCGACAGUAUACUUACAUUUAAUCGAACUGGUUUCCCACUGAAUUUUACUUUCGGUGUAUCCACUUCUGCAUAUCAGAUUGAAGGUUCUGCACAUCGCGCUUUGAACAGCUGGGAUUAUUUCACUCAUAGAUAUCCAGAAAAAGUUCGGGACCGUAGCUCGGGCGACCUUGCUUGCGAUUCAUAUCAUCUUUAUACGGAAGAUGUCGAAAUGCUGAAAAGAUUGAACGUUCAAGCAUACCGAUUCUCAAUAGCUUGGUCAAGAGUCUUGCCAAGGUAUGGAGAUGGGUCAAAUCCACCCGGAAGAUGCACUAGCUGUGAAUUGGGAGGAGAUUCUGGAACCGAACCUUACGUAGUCGCUCAUCACCAACUCUUAGCUCAUGCAGAAGCUGUAUCUCUAUACCGUAAAAGAUAUCAGAAAUUUCAAGGAGGUAAGAUAGGGACAACUUUGAUCGGGACAUGGUUCACCCCACUAAACGAAACUAGCAGCCUCGACAAAGCUGCUGCGAAACGGGCAUUCGAUUUCACCGUUGGAUGGUUCUUGGAUCCAUUGGUCUAUGGAGAUUAUCCAAAGACAAUGAAGGAGAUCAUAGGAGCUAGGUUGCCAAUAUUUACACCUCGAGAAUCGAAGUUAGUUAAAGGAUCACUUGAUUUUCUAGGGUUAGACUAUUAUUUUACACAAUAUGCAACAGAUGCAACUACUCGUCCUGAAAAUCCAAAUGUCUUAACAGAUCCAGUAGUUACUCUCAGUUAUUACAACAUUGAUUUGCUUAGUUUUCUUCUUCCACAGGCUGCUAGCUUUGUGUAUUAUCCUCCAGGUUUCCGUAGUAUUCUAAACUACAUCAAAGAGGCUUACAAAAAUCCACUUACAUACAUCACGGAAAACGGCUUUUCUGAUUAUGGAAAUCUGCCAAUUGCAAAUGCUCUUGCCGAUACGGAACGAAUUCAGUGCCAUUGCAGCCAUCUUUCAUGUCUCAAAUGCUCAAUCGAGGAUGGGUGCAAUGUAGCAGGAUACUUUGCAUGGUCUUUGAUGGACAAUUAUGAAUUUGUGGAAGGUUAUACGCUACGGUUCGGUAUGAAUUGGGUCAACUUCACCAAUCCCGCUGAUAGAAAGGAGAAAGACUCUGGAAAAUGGUUUUCUAAUAGCCAAAAUGUUUGCAACCCGGCUUGUAAGGCUAAAGAACCCUUCAAGUGCGACAAUUCCCUAACAUUCAACAGAACUAGUUUUCCAAAGAACUUCACUUUUGGUGCGGCUACUUCCGCCUACCAGAUUGAAGGUGCAGCACAUAGAGCACUUAACGGAUGGGACUAUUAUACUCAUAGAUAUCCAGAGAAAGUUCCAGAUCGCAGUUCCGGAGACCUUGCUUGUGAUUCUUAUGAUCUUUACAAGGAGGAUGUUAAAUUACUGAAAAGAAUGAAGGUUCAAGCCUACCGACUCUCAAUAGCAUGGUCAAGGGUCUUACCUAAGGGUAGAUUGAUUGGAGGGAUUGACGAAAACGGGAUAAAAUACUACAAUAACCUCAUCAAUGAAUUAAAAGCAAAUGGCAUAGAACCGUACGUAACAAUAUUCCACUGGGAUGUUCCCCAAACUCUUGAAGAUAAAUAUGGAGGUUUCUUGAGCCGGCGUAUAGUGGAGGACUACACAAACUACGCCGAGCUUCUAUUCCAGAGAUUCGGAGACAGGGUCAAAUUUUGGAUCACUUUAAACCAGCCUUACUCUCUCGCAAGCAAAGGUUAUGGAGACGGAUCAUAUCCGCCUGGACGGUGCACUGGCUGUGAAUUUGGAGGAAAUUCUGGAACCGAACCUUAUAUAGUUGCACAUCACCAACUUCUAGCUCAUGCAAAAGUUGUAUCAUUGUACCGAAAAAGAUAUCAGGCUCGUGGUAAAAUAGGAACGACCUUGAUAGGGAGAUGGUUCACUCCGUUAAACGGCAAUAGCAUUCUCGACAAGGCUGCUGCAAAGCGAGCGUUUGAUUUCUUCGUCGGAUGGUUUUUGGAUCCGUUAGUUUACGGAACAUAUCCAAAGAUAAUGCGACAGAUGGUUGGAAAUAGAUUGCCAAAAUUCACACCGCAAGAAUCAAAGUUAGUCAAAGGAUCACUUGAUUUUCUAGGGUUGAACUAUUACGUUACACAAUAUGCGACCGACGCACCUCCUUCCACACAGCCUAAUGUCCUAACCGAUCCAAGAGUUGCUCUUGGAUGUAUGUCAAAAAAAUGUUGUCCUUAUAAUUCUUAUAUAUAUGCACCUAGCUUCGUCUACUACCCUCCAGGGUUCCGUCAGAUUCUUAACUAUAUCAAAAACAAAUACGGAAACCCACUUACCUACAUCACUGAAAACGUUGCUGAUCUUGAUAUCGGAAACUUAACGCUGCCAGAUGCCCUUGCCGAUAAUGGACGAAUUCAAAAUCAUUGCAGUCAUCUUUCAUGUCUCAAAUGCUCUAUCGAUGAUGGAUGCAACGUAGCAGGGUAUUUUGCAUGGUCUUUGAUGGACAACUAUGAGUUCGGAAAUGGUUACACUCUCCGGUUUGGUUUGAAUUGGGUCAAUUUCUCUAAUCCUGCUGAUCGAAGGGAAAAAGCUUAUGGCAAAUGGUUUUCUAAGUUCAUAAUCAAACAAUAA
Molecule: messenger RNA, 2733 nt
Organism: Eruca vesicaria subsp. sativa (arugula)
Lineage: Eukaryota; Viridiplantae; Streptophyta; Magnoliopsida; Brassicales; Brassicaceae
Source: the annotation of a GenBank genome assembly